UCAAAGUUGAAACUACAGGAACUUGACAGCGUGUUUCUGUUGUUAUUCGCCAUAUGGUUUUCCUGUCAUAGUAUAAACAGACCAAGAGAAAUGAGGAACCUAAAGCUGCUGAAAUGUGUGCGGAUGUCGGAGCUGCAGAGUCUAGGCUCUCCUCAGUGUGUUUGUGUGAGGAUAGACACAGACACCAUACUGAUCACCUCUCAGUUCUCCAUCACAGAGUACGACCCCCGGACAGGCCAGGUAUUGAAUGAAGAGUGUCUAACCAUGGAGAACUACCUCCCAGAGGAUGGCAGCGGUGUUGUUGUGGGCAUUCAGGAUCUGCCUGAUCAGGAAUCUGUUUGUGUGGCCACUGCCCAGGGCGAUGUCAUUCUGUGGAACCUUAACACUAAUCAGCUGGAGUGUGUGGGAAGUGUGGAUAGUGGACUCACUGCCAUGAGUUGGAGUCCAGACCAGGAGCUGGUGACACUCUGCACAGGUCAGGAGACAAUCAUCUUAAUGACUAAAGACUUUGAGCCCAUAACUGAAGUGGCCAUUCACCAGGAUGAGUUUGGAGAAGGUAAAUUCAUCACAGUAGGAUGGGGUAAGAAGGAAACACAGUUUCACGGCUCAGAGGGGAAGCAGGCAGCACAGAAGAAAGCUGCAGAAGUGCAGCCUGCAGUGCCAUGGGACGACCGCAUGCCGAGGAUCACAUGGAGAGGCGAUGGGCAGCUCUUUGCAGUCGGCGCAAUCUGUCCUCAGACAGGUGCUAGAAAAGUCAGAGUGUGGAACAGAGAGUGUGUCCUGCAGGCUACGAGUGAGGUUGUCAACGGCCUUGAAGAAGCUCUCUGCUGGAAACCUUCAGGUAGCCUGAUAGCCUGCACCCAGCGGCACCCUAAUAAACACAGUGUUGUGUUUAUGGAAAAGAAUGGCCUGCUGCAUGGAGACUUUACUCUGCCCUUCGCCAAGGACCAGGUUAAGGUGAAGGAGUUGCUUUGGAACAGUGACUCCACUGUGCUGGCUGUUUGGCUUGAGGAUCUGAAGCCAGGAGUGAACAGCAACCCCAACAUAUACAUUCAGCUAUGGACAGUAGGGAAUUACCACUGGUACCUGAAACAGAGUCUGCAUUUUGGAAGUGAUCCCUCAAAGGCUCCAGUCUGUGUGUGUUGGGACCCUGUGAAGCCACUCCACCUCCACCUGCUGACUCAGGACUGGAGCAGUUACAUGUAUGACUGGGGCUGGAGCACAGAUCGCAGCCAAGGAUAUGAUUCACAUGACAAUGCCAAUGUGGCAGUGAUUGAUGGAGAUAAAGUUUUAGUGACAACAUUUCGUCAGUGUGUAGUGCCUCCACCCAUGUGUUCCUAUGAACUGCAGUUGCCUGCUCCGAUCAACCUGGUCACCUUCCAAGCACGGCCUCUGAGGACCAAUGAGCUCGCAGCGUUAACAGCAGAUGGAUGUUUGCAUAUCGCUGGCCAAGGCAGUGAAGAUGCCAGUGAGCCCAUUAAGGAUGCAUCUGGAUUUAGAGUCGUCUCUAAACCACUGGUUUUACAAAAGACAUACAGUGUUGCAGUGGCUCAUGAGGGGGUUCUGGCUCUGCGUCUGCUGCUCUGGCUGAGGGAGGACGUGUUUUUGGCAGUAGCAUGUGGAGACGUACUAAACCAGUCUCGCCUACUCGUACUGACCCCAGCAGAGAGCUCCGAACCCACACUGGAUAUCAGGUCAGAGGUCAUAGUUGAAGGUCAUGUGAUCAGCAUGUGCCACAGCUCUAAGAGUGACACUUUGGCUCUGCAGCUGGAGGAUGGACAGAUCAGGAGGGUGAAAUGGGACUCUGCAGAGAUAACAGAGACAGAAUGGAAGGAUUCUUUAGAGUUCAGUGUUAACUUUCCCCAGCCCUGUGUUCACACUGCACUGUGUACCUUCAGCGGAGAGGAGCAUUUAGUAGGACUGACAGAAAGAUCCCACCUCUAUAUUGGUAACAGUACGGUUGCUUCUAAUAUUUCCUCCUUUGUGGUGUAUGAUGAGUUCCUUCUUCUCACCACACACUCUCACACCUGCCGUUGCUUCCACCUGACCACAAUGUCAAUCAAAGAUGUGCAGGUGGCUCUGAGUUCAGAAGCAGCUCAGAAUGAUGAGAGUGUGCGCAGGGUGGAGAGAGGAUCUCGCAUCGUUACUGUGGUGCCUCAGGACACCAGACUCAUCCUACAGAUGCCCCGUGGUAACCUAGAGACCAUCCAUCAUCGAGCUCUUGUGCUGGCUCAAGUUAGGAAGUGGCUUGAUGAGCUGAAAUUUAGAGAUGCUUUCGAAUGCAUGAGGAAGCUGCGGAUCAACGUGAACCUAAUCUAUGACCACAAUCCCAGCGUGUUCUUGGAGAACGCAGAGCUGUUUCUCAAACAGAUUGCCUCAGUCAACUACAUCAACCUUUUUCUUACAGAGCUCAAAGAGGAAGAUACUACCAAGACGAUGUACCCGUGUCCAGUGAAUUCUGCAUGCCAGUCUGCUUCAGUACCAGUGAAAGGAGGUCAGGGGAGGAGCAAAGUGGACACUGUCUGUGAUGCUCUGCGGUCAGCCAUGGAAACUCUUGAUCCACAUAAAUACUGCUUGUGCAUUUUAACAUCUCAUGUGAGGAAGACAACGCCAGAGCUGGAGAUUGCUCUACAGAGGGUCCACGAAUUGCGUGUGAACCCACCCAGUGCAGAUAAUGCAGUGAGUGCAGAGGAGGCUCUGAAGUAUCUCUUGUUCCUGGUCAACGUUAAUGAGCUGUAUGACUACUCUCUGGGAACUUACGACUUUGACCUGGUGCUCAUGGUAGCGGAAAAGUCUCAGAAGGACCCUAAAGAAUAUCUUUCCUUCCUGAACAUGCUGAAAACCCUGGAACCUAAUUACCAACGCUAUACCAUAGACAAACACCUGAAGAGAUACAAGAAGGCGUUGCAUCACCUCAGCAAGUGUGGUGAGGAGCACUUCACUGAGUUAUUAAACUUGGUGAAGGAUCAGAAGCUGUACACUGAAGCUCUGCAGCUCUACCCUGCAGAUAGUCAGCAGUACAAGGCACUAAGUGUGGCCUAUGCUGAACACCUUUUGGAAGAUCAGCAGGCUGAGCAGGCAGGGUUGUUGCUAUGGCGAUGUGGAGAGAUGCCCCGUGCUUUGCAGGCCUUCAUCAGCUGCACCAGCUGGAGACACGCCCUCGCCGUGGCAACACACAUCCCUGUGCCACCCACGCAGCUGACGCAGCUCGCACGAGAUCUAGCAGAGAAGCUUCUGGAAAUGAAGAGACAUACAGAGGCUGCUCUGCUGCUGGAGCAGUAUGCUAAGGACUGUGAGGAGGCUAUUUCUGCCCUGAUUGAGGGUGCUGCAUGGGAGGAAGCUCUCAGACUAAUUUACCUUUACAACAGACCGGACAUCAUUGAAACCAAUCUGAAGCCUGCACUUUUGGAAGCUCAUAGCACUCAGAUGGCCUUUGUGGACUCCCAGAGGGCUCUGUUCACACGCCAUAAAAACAGACUGGCUGUUGUGCGAGAGCAGAAGGAGAAGGCUAGAUUGGAGUUUGUUGAUGAGGAUGGCCCUGACUGUGCAGACGCUGAACUCUACUCAGAGGCCAGCAGUGUCCUGACCGGUAGCCGUCUCGGAUCAAAGUAUUCGCACAGUAACUCCCGCAUCUCCUCGAGAUCAUCUAAGAACCGCAGGAAAGCUGAAGGGAAGAAGCACAGCCUAAAGGAAGGAAGCCCCUUUGAGGACAUCGCCCUUCUCCGUGCCAUUAUCCAGAUCAUCCACGUCAUUGACAAGAUGAGGGAGGAGAUCCACAGCCUCCUGAAGGCACUUGUACUGUUUCAGUUUGACAAGCUGGCCAGCAGCCUGCAGUCAGACUAUAGUGAUCUGCUCCAGCUCAUCGACACAGGCAUCCCUGAGAUCUGGCACGAAGGAAUUCAACAAAACCAAACUCCAAUCACAGGCCCCAAUUCAACAGCCAACAGCAUCAUGGCUUCGCUUCAGCAGCCCAGACCUGCCACAGUUCCCCAGCAGGAUGCAGAGAUCCUCACACCACCCAAGAUGCGACAGUCUGUCAAAUGGAAACUCUCAAUCCUAAAAUAGUUCUUGUUUAUAAACAGUUAGCAUAUGUUUUACAGUGUAUUAUUAAAUAAUUACAUAUCCUGAAAGCAAAAUGACUUUUGAGGUUACUUUUCUAUUGUCCAAGUCCAAUAUUUACACGUGUGCAAUAAAUAUACAAAAAAUGUUGCAUUGUUUAUAAAGCAAUGAAAUGAUUUUUGCUCUACAGUAGCUUAAAACCCUUCACUGAGAGUUUUCCCCCUAUACACAUAGAUGUAUUUAAUUAUAUGAAAUACACUUUAGGGUAAAUAGAGAAAGAUUGUUUUCCACUAGAUCCAGAGAAAAGUAAAAUAAGGACAGAUGCUAUGGUAUGUUUGAGUUUUGGCUGACUUCCUGCAAGUUCAGUUUUCCACGCCACCUCGUCUUGCAUCGAUGACUACUGCUUUAAUCCACUUAACAGCCCGAGGCACAGGAGCCCCAUGCCACGCUGGUCAUGGAUGCAUUUAACAGCCUGCCGUCAGCAGUGACAGGGUUAUGCCUUUGGUUUGAAACCAGUUCUAGCUUUUAGUACAGCACGCUCUCACAAUUUUUGCUACCGUGGCUAGACAUCUGAAUCCUGACUGCCCUUUUCCUUUCUGCAUCAUUAAACCACUGAGGUAUGUGACGUUCAGGACAUGCUAAUUCUCUAAGG
Pangasianodon hypophthalmus (striped catfish) is the source of this 4711-nucleotide messenger RNA. It is a transcript of the gene elp1, whose product is annotated as elongator acetyltransferase complex subunit 1. Lineage: Eukaryota; Metazoa; Chordata; Actinopteri; Siluriformes; Pangasiidae. Gene Ontology annotation, molecular function: tRNA binding; protein binding. Bases 91 to 4065 code for a protein of 1324 amino acids. The transcript has 37 exons. The record is from RefSeq and is a predicted model, not a curated record. Gene Ontology annotation, biological process: tRNA wobble base 5-methoxycarbonylmethyl-2-thiouridinylation. Gene Ontology annotation, cellular component: elongator holoenzyme complex; cytosol.